AUCACAUGCUAUUUUUGUCAUGUGACAUACAAGAUGGUGGGUAGGCCUUGUCAAAUAGAUAAGCAGCUGUUUACUUAACAAUUACCACAAUUUCAAUUGGAACUCAGUAAAAAGAAUAUACCAUGAGUGUUUUCAAAAAGCUUAAAGGGACAUUUCAAAAUGUGCAACAAGAUAUAGUGGAUGGGUAAGUUAAAGUUGCACAAUAAUCAUGCGAAUAAUUUCUUGGUUUUAUCGCCACAAUCAUUUUAAAAGUUGAGUUUUAUUAGUUUUGUUUAAAAGGUGUAACACUCAACUGACAACUGUCUUAGACUGUCUACUUAAGUCUACUGUCAAUGUCUUGUCUAAAACUUUUAAAUUUUAGAGUAACUUCACUUAAUAAUUACUAACUCAUUUUUUUGUCAUAGUCUUGAGUCAGACUUAUUAAUAAUUUACUUAAUUUUAGUUAUUAUACUUAUUAUUAGUAUUAUUAGCCUAAUUACUUUUAAAUUUGAUUAUAAAUAUAAAUUAAUCAUAAUUAGGUCUAUUAUUAUGAUGAUUAUAAUUGAUACUAGUGUAGUAAUUGAAUCAGUCUGGUUACACUUGAAUCAGUAACAAACUACUAAUUUAACUAGUUAAUUUAAAUAUUAGGCUAUAACAUUAACAUUUAUAUGUAUAGUUCCUAUAGGCUUUAAGGGCCUACUAUAUUUAUACAAAAUAUUUUCCUAAUGCCUAAUUUGUUGUUGUUCAUCCGUCGAAGUCGACUAGGACCAUCGAGUCAUCCGGUUGGGGGAGGUUGGGAUUACGGUGAUGUCGUAGGUGGCUUGCUAGACCGAUCCUUGCUCGGAAUAAUCUAUGACACCGUGGGCAUGGAAUAGUUGCUUCAGACGGUGACCUAAUGUUGCUCUUUCGGACAAGCCUGUGUGUCUCAGCUGUGGUUAUUCUAUUAGCUUCAUGGGAUUUAGUCCCCUUCUUGACAGCAGCUCUCCACCUGGCUCUGUCCUGAGCUGUCUGCACCCAUUGAGUAGGGUUUAUACUGAAGACCUUUAGUGCCACUCUCAGUGAGUCUUUGUAAUGCCUUUUUUGACCUCCUUGGGAGCGCGUACCUAUCGUGAGUUCUCCGAAGAAUAAUUGUUUCGGGAGCCGGUGGUCUUCCAUAUGGGCUACGUGUCCCACCCAACGGAGCUGAGACUGAAUCAGAGUGGUGAAGAUACUUGGUAUGUUCGCUCUAGCGAGGACCUCGGUGUCAGGGACUUUGUCUUGCCACCUGAUGUCAAGGAGUUUCCUGAGGCAGGUAGUGUGAAAAUGAUUCACUGGUAGACUGUCCACGUUUCACAUCCAUAGAGCAGUGUCAGGAGGACUGCUGCGCUAUAGACCUUGAGCUUUGUUUCUCGUCUGAUACCUCUUCUGUCCCAAACAGUGCUGCGUAGUCUGCCAAAUAUGGCACUAGCUUUUGCGAGUCUGCCAUUCAUUUCAUCAUCCAUGACGACAGAUCUGGAGAGGGUGCUGCCCAAGUAAGUAAAUUUAUCCACCGGGUUGAGACGCUGUCCACUUAUGAUGAUGUUGGGUUCAACGUAGGGCUUACUGGGAGCUGGCUGAUACAUCACCUCAGUCUUCUUUGUAUUGAUUGUGAGGCAAAAGUUAUUGCAGGCCUCAGAGAAGAUAUCAAGGCUGUGUUGCAUGACGACUUCUGAGGGAGCGUUGAGGGCACAAUCGUCUGGAAACAGAAGCUCAUUGAUCGUGGUAUGUUUGACCUUGGUUUUAGCUUGAAGCCUCCUAAGGUUAAAUACUGAUCCAUCAGUACGAAACCGGAUUGGCAAGCCCGUGGUGGAGUCCUUAAACGCAUCAGACAGCAUUGCAGAAUACAUAAUACUGAAGAGUGUGGGAGCAAGAACACAACCCUGCUUUACACUGUUUGUGACAGGGAAUGCCUGAGACGAUUUACCGUUGUCCUGCACUCGGGCCAUCAUACCAUCAUGCAGCUGACGGAUGAUUUUGGUGAACUUGUCUGGGCAUCAGUAUUUCUUCAUGAUUUUCCACAGGCCACCUCUAUUGACCCUGUCAAAGGCCUUAUUUAAGUAGAUAAAUGUAGAAUAUAGUAUUUUGUUCCUGGCAUUUCUCUUGAAGCUGUCUAGCAGCAAACACGAUAUUGAUAGUUCCGCGUUUUUUGCGGAAACGGCAUUGACUUUCGGGUAGGAGUCCUAGCUCCAGAUGUGCAUUCAGACGGUUCAGAAGGGCUCGGGCCAAGAUCUUGCCUGCAAUGGACAGUAGUGAAAUUCUGCGGUGAUUGUCGCAGGCCUGGCGGUUUCCUUUUGUGUUUGUACAGGUGGAUAAUUGAGGCAUCCUUGAGGUCUUGUGGUACAGUUUCUGUCUGCCAGAUGAUCUGGAAUAAACACAAUAGCUUAUCCGUCAGUGCUGGUCCACCCUCUUUGUAGAUUUUGGCAGGAAUCAUGUCGGUGCCAGGUACUUUGCCAUUGGAUAUUUGGCGGAUUGUUGUCUGUAUCUCAUCAAAAGUUGGGACGGCGUCUAGUGAAUUGUUCGUGGAACCUGGGGGGAGUCUUUCAAUGGCCUCAUCAUUAAUGUUGGAAGGCGUAUUGAGCACACUUUCAAAGUGUCCCGUCCUUCUUUCCAAGAUUUUCUUUUUGUCUGUAAUGCCUAAUAAUAAUGAGUUGGCCCUACGCCCCCCAUGGAUACACUCAUCCAUGGAUUAGUGGACAAUGACUUAAUAAUUAUAAAGCAGAAUUUAUUUUUUAUUUAUAAAUAAAAUAUUUAUUAUUUUAAUGAAAAAAUUUAAAAUAUUAUUUAACUCAAAUUAUUCAUUCAUUCAAUUUCAAUGUGCUGACGUAUGGGGGCCUAGAAAAUGUCCUAUUUGACAUUUUAAAAGAAAUAGUCAGUUUCUAUCAUUGUUAUUGUGUUUAACUUAAUAAUAUAUUUAUCUGAUUAAUCUUACUUGAUUUUACUUUAUCUUGCAUUCAUCUUUUUUCAUAACUGGUAGCUUGCGCACACUAACUUCAACUGAUAGCCAGCCCAGACAUGAGCAGCUGCGCAACCUGAAGUCAAGAGAGAUCAAUUUAGAUGUUGGAGCAGAAUUACUUUUUAGGUUAGUUUCAAAUUAUUUUUUGUAAUAUAUUUUAUUAAAUCUUUAUGCAUUUGCAGGUUUGAGGCCACAUCUCCGACACAACAUCCAAUUGUUAAAAGUUGUUUUUUUUCAUUGUUAAUUUCAACCAAGCAACUUCUUCCUGCAAUUUUACUGUAUGAAGCUCCUAAAACUUACUAACCCUAAACUUUUCAUCACAUCCGUUUGUUCAGACAACCAUUGUCAAUAAAAGCAUAUAGAUUUCUCCUGAUUUAAACCCCUUUCUCCAAUAUGUUUGGUAAAAUUAUUUUGAGGAAGGAAUAUCCACAACAGACAUUGGGAUCUUAUGAGUCCGUAUUGGCACUUUAUGGCCUUUAGAUCAGUCUACUUUGUAAAUUCAAAAUCCAUCACACACCAAGAAAAAUACCUUAAAGCUUUCUGCAGUUGACUUUAGACUUAUCUAGUCAGAUCAAGUAGUUAAAAUUAGAAUCAAGCGGAUCAUGCUUCUCAAUAAAAUGUCUUCACUUGUUGAACAUUACAUUUCUUACAAUUUUUGUGUUGCCAUGUGGUGGCGUGGCUAACAGUUUAAAAAUCACAAACAAGCAAUCAAGUCUGAGAACUAUACCUUUUUAAUGUUGAGGUAAAAUUCGUUGAACACAGCUGACAGGAAAAUCGCUCACACAUGCAGCCGACUCAAAGUAUCCGUUUUCACACACAAUAUCUAAAGUGUAUUUACUCAGUAUCAGACACAGCUGACUUCUCGUAUUCAGCUCAGAAACAGAAAAGGCCCCGGGUUUAAAUCCCCACUGCCUUAUGUAAUCUUAAAAUGAUGUCCACGUCAUGAACUGUUUACCAGUCCGCCGUGGGACAGGAUGCCCAUCUCAGUGAGUGUAAACAUGGAUAAAAAAUCGUGUCACAGGAGCAUGUUUUCUUUGCCCCAUGGGUUGCACCCUGCAAACAUAGGUGGCACCCCACCACAUAUAAAAAAUGAUACAUAAAAGUUACAAAAAGUGGCACAUUGCCACAUUUGCUUGUCUUUUAUAAAUUGAGAGCUGUUAAAGUUUUAUUAGGCAACCAUAAACUCAUAGCAAGAAAAUGCUAAGUCCCCUUAUAUUACCUUUUUUCCAUAGGCAUACUUUCACCUUGGCUUAGAUGCUGCAACUUAAAGAUUAUUCUGGGAAGUGCUUUAUAGCAGUAAAAGCGGCUUCAAUUAUUUUUUUUGCCCCCCCAAGUUGAUUACUACUUGCAUAUUUAAAAUCUUCAGAUUAGCAGAUAUUUACUAAAAAAGUAAUUUUCUUUAUCUUAAAAUAAAUAUUUCAAAUAAGGCUGCAGUUUUGUUUUUAGUUGACUUUUGAAAUAAAUAUGAUUUUACAUACACCCCUCUUCAUUUUUGUUCAUAGCUAUCAGCAAAUAUGGUCGGAAAUCCAGGUAGAUACCAAGGAGUCUGCAAAAAAAGCAGAGGUAACUUUUAACCCAAGAUUAGCUCAAAUCGGCUUAUUUAUGGCUUGUUCACAAAUAAAUGCAAAACACAAACAUAUGUAGUAUUUGGCCACAUCACAAAAUUGUAUGCAUAUUUGAUCUCUAAUUUGCCACCUCACAAACUCUCAUUUGCUACAUCACAAAAUUGUAUGUCUAUUUUAUUUCUAGCUCUUAAAUCUUAACAUUAAAAUGAUGCUGAAGAAUAGAAAACUAGCUAAUUUUAUAAUAGAAUUUUUUAAUUAAAUGGGCGUAAUCAUAAAUCCUCAAUGUAUACUAAAGUAAUGAAUACCUUAAAUGAGAUUUUUCAAAACAUUUGUAUUUAUUAUGUAAAUAGUAAUUUGUACCAAAAAAGUUGUAGAGGCUGAAGUCAAAACAUUAGAUUGAUUUUUGUUGAUGUCACUCAUGAAAACAGUUGUUUAAAAUAGCUUUAUAUAUUAAUCAUCUGCAAAAUUUCAGUUCGUAAGAUUAAAUAUUGAAGAAAAAUGUUUUCCCACUGCAUUUUUUUUUCAUUUUAAGCAUAUGGAAUCUCACCAGAUGAAGCAGAACUGUGAAUCCAUUUUAAUAAACAACUGACAGUACUUUUCAAUAUUUUUAGUUUUCACUUAAUUUUUAUGAGAAAUUAUAUGGCAAACCCAGGAGACUUUCCAAGCUCUGUAAUUAAUUUUUUUAUAAUUUUCUGAGUUGUGUGUCAAUAAUUUUGUGAAAGUUGAUGGUUGGGAAUGAUAGAGUGUAAAAGAUCAGCAUCAGGAUUUCUUUCAAAACUGAUUUUUUUUCCAAUGUUAAACUAUUAAAUAAUCUGAAUAGUUUGGAAUUCUUUAGAAGAUUAUCGUUCUAACAUCUAUGUUUUUGGCUAGGAGGUGAGCAUUCGACUGAACCCAAUGUUCCAAGUGUGGGAUAAAUGCGGAGAGUCUGUGUCUCAGCUAGAAGAAGAAGUAAAAACUAUCCCUAGCAUUCUCGCCACUCUUGAGCAGCUACAGAGUCUGCUGGGUAAAAUAAUCUAUUGAUCAUUGCUUUUCACAGUUUUUGUUUCCUUUUCUUUCAUUUCAGUGCCACCAAAGAGUUUAUAGGAGCCACUUGUAAAUUUUUAUCAGCAUAUACUAUAGUUUUUAUCGUUCUGGCAUCUGUAAUAAAUAUUUAAAUAUAAUUGUUGGUUUCUGAUACGGAAAAUAAAAAAUAUGUCCUUUACAAAUAGUCUAUCAUUAUUUACAUUACAAAUCCACCUAAUGGUGAGGAUCCUUCUUAAAGUUUAUUACAAAUUGUUGUAUUCCUUGGAAAAAUUUACAUUAUGUCAUUGAUUUUUUUGUGGAAUUAUAAAAUUAGUUAUAUUAUUUAAGUAAGCCUUUCUUUUUUUAAAAUUAGCAUCAUAUAUAUAUAAAUUUGCAGUGAGUUUGCGACAUGAUUUUACGAGAGCAGAAAAGGGACUUGACAUUCUUGAAAACCUUUGUGAAGAACAAGAGUUAAAAAAAAAGUGCCUCGAAGAACAGAGGAAGUUGACAGUGUACAAGCUGCAUAAAGAGGCAGAAGCUGACAAAAUUAAAGGUAGGUUAAUUUGAUCUUUAUUUGUAGAAAUGAACCUCAUCUGUUUCAAAUGACGUGUUUCAACUAAGAAAACAUACACAUUUUUUCACCAUGGCCUCAGACCCAAGAAGACAAGCCCUAAUGGCCACUGUAACAGGGUGAUGAUGAUGCAUGCUAUUUUAGUUUGUGGCAACAGAAAAGCAAACAGUCGAUUAAAUAAUUUAGAUUCAUUCGAAUAUUUCCUAUGAAAUUCAUUUCACACAUAAUAAGUCUUGUUGUUUGCAUAAGCUUCAAAGUCAGUUCAAUUCAUUCAAAUAUGAAAAAGUCAAUUUGAAGUUUUUUUAAAAUCUAUCUGUUAAUCUAUUCUUUUAAUUAAGAGCAAAUAUUUUUGUACACCAGUUGAAAUGGCCCAGACGCAUGCUAAAAAAAUGACCAAGCUAGAGUUGGACAAGAGAGUAAAUCUGCAGGAGAGAGCUGAAGCAUUCACUUCAGCUUUUAAGGAGGAUCUGGAAUUCUACCGUACUCAUGGACAUCCAGAUCGUAAGUGAUUUUGAUUUCUUUUUAAAAAGUUAGCCAGCAGUUUUCAUGAUGUAAAUUAAUAGCAUUUCUUUUUAAUCCUAAUAAUGCACAAUGUGAAGAAGAAAUUAGGCUAAGAGUCAGGGACUAGCAUAUUAAUCUCUAUUUUAUCUUAAAUUGCCAAAAUCUUUUUAUAAAGGAAAUUUUCUGGUAAGGUUGUUUUUUUUAAAGUUAAUUGCACACAUGGAGGCCAUCUCCUACCUAAGAAUAUAUAAUUCUUGGGUUUUUCUAGAAUUUUAGUGACAUUUUUUUCCCUCAGGUAUUACAAAAGAAUUUCCAAAGGUUACUAGUCUUAGUGAGAUUGUUAUUGAGGAAGACAAGGUUGCAUUGGAUUCUUUUCUUGGUCCCCUUGAUGUGGAUGGAACAUCAGGUUAGCCUCCCUUUAAUUCUCUGAUGUUUUGUAUGAAAAUUUCCUAAAGAAACAGAACCCAUAUUAUUACUUAUUUUAUUUUUGACACAUUACAAAGUAAUGCAAUAGAUAAUUAGGUUAUAAUUAUUUUUAAUUUUCGGGUUGGGGCGGAACAACAAAGACAUCAUUCUUAUCCCAUCACUAUGCAAAACUUACUUUUUUAUUGCUCAGAACAGAUGUUAUCUUUGUAUCGAAAUAUUUUAUAUACUUUGAUCUGUAAAAUAAACUACAUUUUUAAUAAAUAUAUACCAUCGUCUAUUAUUACUUAGAACUGUCUGGAGAAAAUGCAUACAUUGAAGACGACUACAUAGGAGACUUCUCCAUAAAAGAAGACUCUGAAUUUUUAGAGGACGUCGAUUACAUAAGUUCUACCGUUAUUGCCGACAUGGAGAUAGGGGAUGAUGAUUAUGAUGAUUCUCCUCUGACCAAAAGCUAUGAGUCAUCCAAACAAGAUGACAACCAGAAAACAGAUUCCAAUCUGGUCGAGAAAAUCUCUCGUGAAAAUAUGGACAAUAAAAUUCGAACACUAACUGCGACGAGCGACCCAGAUGAGCUUGAAAUUAAAACCGACGGGUUUGAAAACAACAAUGAAAUACUCAGUGGUCAAGUUGUCAGCGUCACAGAAACAGUGAACACAGUGUCAAAAGAUUCUGGAAUUGAUGAGGGCGUUUCCUAACCUGAGAAAAUCCAUUACUCUAAACGUCACUGUGUUUAUUUCUAUGUGGAGUCUCGAUUGCCCCACUCAUAUUAGAGUGCAAUAGUACUUAUUUGAGUUCUAAUUAUGUUAAAUUCAACCCUCGUCAACAGAGUUCCAUAGUUCAUUACUUUCAAAAUAUGCAUACUAUGAGUGUGUUGGAAAAGGAAGAUGGCCAAUGUUUAAUCCCAUCUCUUGACUUUGACAAUUGAAUUGCUGUUCCCCUCCCCCCCCUCCCCAGAAUUCAUUUCCUCCCAAAGAAUGGCUACCUUACUAGAAAUUUUUCCCCAUGGCUGGGGAGAGUUUGAAUCUGCUACCUCUUGGUUGAGAGGUAUUCAGUGCCACCAGGUCCUCUGCAUAUAUCAACAUUAAAUUUGCCCCACCUACCCCAAUCCGUCCACCUCACAUAAAGAUAUUUAUUCACCCCAGGAAUCUUACUUAGGAUAAUCGAGGCUCUACUGCAUAAAUAUUGUCUCAUCUUCAUGAAUCCACAUUGAAAAAGGCCUGAAGUGGGGAUAUUUUUAACCUUGCAAGUGCCUUAGAGGGGAAAAGCUUUGAUAUCAUGGUUUAUUUAAUUAAUGGUUACUUUUACAGUUCUUUGUUCACAUCUAUUGUGUUUUUGCUUAUUCUGCAAAUGUAACCAGCAUUUCCAACUGGUAGGGUGAACAGUUAUGAUAAUUUUAAUAAUCAGUUUUGUGAUGUCAUUAUUCACAUGAAAGCCUAUUGCAAUAUUUAUGUCAAUUAAAGAUAUGUGUAACACCUGGCAGUUGGACUACCGGUAUCUAUUUUUGUCUUAUCAUUUUGGUGAGGGAAAACUUUUUUCAUAUUUGAGAGUUUGAAAUUUUUAAAGACGUUUCACGCAACUCUCAAGGGUGUAAUUAAAAUGUAGUUCACUCAUUGAACUAAUCAUUCUUCCUUUUAAAAAAAACUUUAUUUCUAUCCUGAUUUCAUAUGAACUUGCUAUGAAGCUGAUUUCUUGUUCACAUGGUGCUAUAAUAAAAUUAUUUGUUUUUGUUUUUAAAUUAUGGCCUCUUAAUUUUUUUCUAAUGCACUGGGUCUAUUGAUCUUCUGGUCCAAGAUCCUUAAUUUAAUGAAAGAUUUUUUAGGAUAUGAGUUGACAAUUAAGUAAAUUUCUUGUGUGCCUGGUAGAUCCUUGAUAGUAUGCCUACAUUGUGGUGGUCACUGGUGGUUGUGGAGCAUAUUUUAAAUCAUAACUGAUACAGGUAUUUUAAAAUAAUCUUUCACAUUUUUUAAUAAAAAAAGACAGUUACUGUAUUGAGUUUGAAUAAAAUAUAAAGUAUUUUAGUCAUUCUGCCAUUAAAAAAAAUUAUCAGUACAUAAAUUAUUUUAAAUAUAUAUUUUUUGAAAUAUUUAAUACAAAAUGAACAUGAAUUUCAAGAAAUUGUUAAAGAUGUACCUAGGCACAUAGAGAUACAUUAUUUUAAUCUGUAAACUAUUUACACAAAUGUUUUCAACUUUUAUUAUAGGAUCAGGACCAAUCAAAGUCAUGGGGAAACCCCACCCCCCUCCUUCCAUGUGGUCGGUGUUGAAUACCACUGGUCACUAGAGUCUUAUCUAAUUGAUUCCACAUUUCAUUUUCCAAUACACCAAAGAAUGACUUACCUCAAUUAGUAAAUGAAACAGCCCAUUCCAUCUACUUGCAAGGGAUUAAUUCGUAACAUUAAUUAUGACAUGCAUGGUGCUCUUGACUGACCUCUGUUAUAGAUUUAUUUAUUUAUCAAAAUAUGAACCCUAAUUUUUAGAGCAUCCUUCAAAUUGUUUGGAGAGAAUGGAUAAUUUAUUGCUCAAUUGAUGUUCUGUAGUGUGUCAAAUUUAUGUAAGUAAUUUCAUAUUAGUUUCUUCUACUCCAAGGUUUUAACAUUACAGAUAUUGCUGAGUGUUUGUCUUCAUGGUUUGCAUGAAAUGAAAAUAAUAUAUAAAUUAUAGAAUGCCACUGGAAUGUUUUUUAAAAAUAAAUGAAAAUAAGUGUAUUUGGUAAUGUACAAGAUUUUUUUUUUGGUGCAGAAAUAUAAGUUUAUUGGAUCAGACUCUUAUCCUUGUUUUAAGAUUUAGGGAGACUUAGUGUUUUCAUUUUAAGGAAGGGGGAGGGGGAGAGUCUUUAUACAUUGAGAAUGUCUAUAGUUAAUAUACAUUGAGAAUGUCUAUAGUUAAUAUACAUUGAGAAUGUCUAUAGUUAAAGUAAAAUCUUUCAAUAAUAAUUUUAUUACUGAUGAGUUUCAAAAAUAUUGUUGGAAUUGAACAUUAUUUUUAUUAUAAAAGUAUUACACUCAAUCCAUUUUGCACAAUUCAAUAUAUUUUUCUCACAUGCUUUUGAAAUUCAUUCUUAAUAAGAAAUAUUCUGUUCACAUAUUAAAAGGAAUUGUAAAUACCAAUCAUUCUUUUUUUUUUUUAUACAUGUAAAUUAAU
Messenger RNA from Lymnaea stagnalis (great pond snail), 10155 nucleotides. NCBI's taxonomy places the organism in Eukaryota, Metazoa, Mollusca, Gastropoda, Lymnaeidae. The record is from the annotation of a GenBank genome assembly.